AUUAUAUAAAAUAAUGUAAUUAAUAAUAAUCGAUCAUAAUGGGUAAAAAUUUAAAUUCUUCAAUUCAAAAUUCUAAACAAUCAACAUGGAAACGAAUGUUUACGAUAUCAUCACAUUGGGAAGAUAAAGAUGAAUUCUUGGACGUAAUCUAUUGGGGCCGACAAUUAGUUUCAAUAAUAAUUGGUAUCGUUUGGGGUAUUCUUGGAUUGACCGGUGCAUUCGGAUUACUUAGUUAUAUGGCUACCAGUUCGGCUGUGGUUUAUUUAUAUUCAAUCAAUGUCAAUGAUGAUUCUGAAGAUGCUUUGACUGCUGUUAAAGAAGGCUUCAUGACAUCAUUGGCCGCAUUUUUGGUCACAUGGAUUCUUGUCUAUACUUAUCUUUAUUUCUAGAAGCUAUAAGAAAAUUAUAUCUUACAAAAUGAAUUCAAAGGAGCAUUCCUUCUUAUCUUACCCAUAUUAAUUAUAAAUUUAUUAUUAUUAUUCAUUGAGUUUUUUUUAUAAAAUUUACAUUUUUAUU
This is a messenger RNA of Dermatophagoides farinae (American house dust mite), 516 nucleotides long. RefSeq names its product GEL complex subunit OPTI. Gene Ontology annotation, biological process: mitochondrial respirasome assembly. NCBI's taxonomy places the organism in Eukaryota, Metazoa, Arthropoda, Arachnida, Sarcoptiformes, Pyroglyphidae. The record is from RefSeq and is a predicted model, not a curated record.